AUGCCUAGCCUAACAACAGCGGAUUGCCUCCCUUACAACAUAUGGACCGCCGUUUCCAGCCUCGUCACCUCAGAUUCCGUCCACAGCCUGUGCGGUCUGCGGAUGGUUUGUCGGGCCACACGCGAUGCAGCCAGCGAGAACGUUGUGUUUGCAAGCGUGUCCAUACCUUGUCUCAUUGACAUGGCCACGAUUUGGGACCGUUGUCCCGAGGCGGUGGUUUUCUUCAGUUGCUGUAGGGAGAGCGGCAACCCGGAGCUUCUGUUUUGGGAGGGGCUAAGCGAGUGCUUCAAUCGACGCCAUCCCGAUGCGGGGUUGGAUCUGCUGCGAUCUGCCGCAGUAAAGGGCCAUCAUGCCGCCAAAUACGCCAUGUCGUUGGUGACCUUUCUUCGUCCGGCCGAGACGAGCACCAUGAAGCAGGCUCUGGAGUGGUUUCGUUCGGUUGAGGCCGCCGGUGUGCUUCGAUGCUGCAUGAGAUGGUGCUACUUGGUUCUCAUGUGUCCAUCGCGGCCUGAAGUUCAUAUACCCCAGAUAGGGGGCACUCCGCUAUGUGAUUCGCCUUGUUGCCCGACUCGGGACAACACAAGAGUCAUCUACAACUACUACCAUCGUGGUAGCCAGUACCAACAUUAUCGCUGCUACGAGGGUUUGAGGACUAUCUCAUGCGUCAAGUGUCGCACCGACUACGAGCUGAUAUUAUUUGUCAACGGGUGGUGUCAUCGAAUCGCACGGAAACCAGUUGGUUUUCCUGUACUUUUCGACGAUGGCCUUUUGGUCUUUUAA
Molecule: messenger RNA, 780 nt
Organism: Arachis ipaensis
Lineage: Eukaryota; Viridiplantae; Streptophyta; Magnoliopsida; Fabales; Fabaceae
Source: RefSeq, a predicted model, not a curated record